AUGACAUCCGUACCGACAUUGGUGGUUCCUGUUCAGCAUCGAUCACGUGCCAGGAGUUCACUGUCAACCCUGAGCGAUAUCGAUAUUGAAAACCAGUUCGACAAAUGGAAGACCUUUCAGCCAACCGUCGUAUACGAUGUGAGCGUUAACCAGAAAGGCUGUAUUUACUGGUACUGGUCGUGCAUCGUGUCGAUCGCUAUUUUCUACAAUCUGAUAUUCAUCACGUUGGUCGUUUUCGACGAUAUUCGAGAUAAAUCUGAUGCUCAGUUCCUCGUUGGAAACAUCGUUUGCGAUGUGAUCUAUUUCGUAGACAUAUGGUUUCAAACAAGAAUAUAAGUGAACGCCACUUUCGAUGAUGAUGACACUUGGCCUUGGCCAUAUAUGCCCGAAAAAAUCACAAACGUUCAUUUACCUAAGUGCUCUCACUUCGAGCAUGCCUGCUAUAAUCAGCAGAUAUUUUUGGAUGAGAAACGCGAAACGCAUCUUCUCGACCUAUGGCAGUAUUGGCAGAAUAGAACAAUCAAAAUCGAAUUCUCUCCAUUUACAAAGUCCUACGUCCUUUCUAUGUACUGGUCAGCGUUGACCAUAACCACACUUGGCGAGCAGCCGUCUCCAAAUGAAACGUUUCAAUCGGUGUUCGAAAUCCUUGAUACCGUGAUUGGUAUGCUUCUUUUCGCUGGUAUAGUGGGAAGUGUCGCCGACUUGGUGGCGACGGCGAACAGAGUUAAAACAGACUGGCAACAGCGAAUGGACCGCCUUAAACAGUUUAUGAUGUACAGGGAUAUCCAUUCCGAGUUCCAGCAACGAGUUCUUAAGUAUUGCGAGUAUGAAAUGUCGAAGAUGGAAAAUAUGUCUGAAUUAGAGAUGCGCGACUAUCUUCCGCCUAAACUAUAUAUCCAGGUGAACAGAUAUGCACAGUGGACAGUUUUGGCGAAGUCUCCGUUGUUUAAGAGUUGUGAAGUGUCAUUUCUAAAAGACGUUGUUGCCUAUCUUAAGCCAAGGGAUUUCGGCCCAGGAGAGGUGGUGUGUGCCAGAGGAGAAUUGAAUAGGGUGAGCUUGCUUAUUUUUCAUAAAAAUCGUUGA
Molecule: messenger RNA, 1083 nt
Organism: Angiostrongylus costaricensis
Lineage: Eukaryota; Metazoa; Nematoda; Chromadorea; Rhabditida; Metastrongylidae
Source: the annotation of a GenBank genome assembly